Molecule: messenger RNA, 3474 nt
Organism: Seriola dumerili (greater amberjack)
Lineage: Eukaryota; Metazoa; Chordata; Actinopteri; Carangiformes; Carangidae
Gene: mboat7
Product: membrane bound O-acyltransferase domain containing 7
Exons: 9
Coding region: 94-1512 (472 amino acids)
Biological process (GO): phosphatidylinositol biosynthetic process; lipid modification
Cellular component (GO): mitochondria-associated endoplasmic reticulum membrane contact site; membrane
Molecular function (GO): lysophospholipid acyltransferase activity
Source: RefSeq, a predicted model, not a curated record
AAAUGCAGUCGGUGGUGUGUUAGCGGUGUGGGUGUGCUCCCUCUGCCAGAGACCUUCGUCCUAAACCCGUGGUGAUUAACACUUCAAAUAGCAAUGUCUCCUGAUGAGCUGGUGUAUUUGGGAAUUCUCGCUGCCUCCAUCCCUGCUGGAUUCCUCUUCCGUUACCUCAGUCCACCUGUGAAGCAGGGGGCAGCUCUUCUUCUGGGCCUUUCUAUCACCAUUGCCACCUGUCACAUACACACACUCCACUCUCUGGUGACGGUGAUUGGAACAUGGAUUAUUAUAAAGAGCAGCUGGCGGCAUGCCCCAGCACUGAGUCUCACCUGGACCUUUGUCUACCUCCUCUUCUUCCGGCUGGUCACCUGGUUCGGUCUGCCACCACCGACACCUUUUGCCAAUGCUGUCCAGCUACUUCUCACUCUCAAGAUGGUGAGUCUCGCCAACGAGGUGAACAGUUUCCACACGGAGAAGAAAAAGGAAGUGAGCUCCUUUGCCAAGUCUCCAGUCAUCGGUGGUCUGUCUGAGGAGCCCUCUUUCUACGAUAUUCUGUCCUAUAGCUACUGUUAUGUCGGUAUCAUGACCGGUCCCUUCUUUCGCUUCCAAACGUUUGUUGACUGGCUGACACAGCCAAGCCCGCUGGCCCUGCCCGGCUGGGUGCCGUGCCUGCAGCGUUUGAAGCUGGUCCCCGUCUACGGUGCUCUGUUCCUGGCAUUCAACUCUCUCUUCCCUCUGGCUUAUGUUCGCACAGACGAGUUCCUGGAUGAAAACUUUUUCUUCAGGUUGUUCUACAUGGUGGCAGUAUUCUUCGUGUUCAGGAUGCGUUUCUAUGCAGCGUGGUGUGGAGCUGAGGCUGGUUGUAUCAGCGCAGGCCUGGGCUGCUAUCCAGAAAAGGCACUGUCCAAACCCGGAGGAGGACCCACUGUCAACUACAGUCCUGAUCCCACAGCUGAAGAGAAAUAUGACUUCAAAACCAUCCAGAACAUUGACUGCUACAACACUGACUUCUGUGUGAAGGUGCGACACGGCAUGCGUUACUGGAACAUGACGGUGCAGUGGUGGCUGCAUCACUACAUCUACCCCAACGCCCCCUUCAAAGCCUACACCCUCAGGGCUGGCUGGACCAUGUUCAUCAGCGCCUACUGGCAUGGACUACAUGCUGGCUACUACCUCUCCUUCCUCACCAUCCCCCUGUGCAUCGCAGCCGAGUCUGCCAUGGAGGCCUCUGUCCGAGCCAAACUGGGUCCUCGCGGCCAGAACAUCUUCGACUGGGUUCACUGGUUCUUGAAGAUGAGGGCCUACGACUACAUGUGCAUGGGCUUCGUGCUGCUGAGGGCUUCUGACACCAUCAACUACUGGAUGUCCAUCUACUUUACCAUGCACAUCAUCGCUGUUUGCUGUAUAAUAGUGGGCAGGGUGCUGAAGGGAGGGAAAAGGGAAGGGAGGAGAGGGGAGAGAAGAGAGGGAGAGAAGAUGGAAAACGUGACCGAGAAAACUGGAGAAAAAACAGACUGAAUGGAGAUACUGAAAGAACUGGCUUUUUUGGACACGAGUUACUUCAAGACUAGAAUUUCCAACAUCAUUUGCACCAAAACUCAUCUUUCUAGCAACAAACGCCACACAAGUCCAAAAAGAUGAGAAAGGUUCAACUCAAUUUUGUUAAAAAUACAGUAAAUCAGACUAAAGUGUGACAUUUGAAUCCCACUAAAACAUUUUCCCACAGGAGACAUUUCAUAUGUGUAGAAAUGUACAUAAAAGUGCUGUGAACACUGGGAGAGGAAUGUUUGAGCUCAACGAAUGUUACUUUUGUAUUGUGAGUGGCAACUCGGGAAUCCUCCGGUACUGUAUGUAUGAUUUCAUUUCAAAAUGCCAUGCUCCGUUUGAAGUGUUUUGGAACUGUAUUACUGGUGAAAACGAGGUCACUGACACGUUGAGGAUGCUGUUUUAAAGGCAGGCAGCGGAGUGAGUCAAACAAUAACCAGCUUAGCACGCAGAGUGAUCUCAUAAUUAGUUUCCAUAACAUAACAAAACAUUCCAACAGGACUCACUAACAUGUUUAUACUGGAGUAAAGAAAGAAAAAACAUCAUGGUGUUAUCAUUAAGGCUCAGCUGCCAUGGCCUGUGUGAUAAUACCGUUAUGAGUGUAAGUUUUUUCUAAUUUAUACAUUUUAUGAACAAAUUAAUUUUGCUGCCAUUUGGCAUCUAAAAUCAGCACCUCGAUUAAAACAAACAGCCUCUCAACAAAAACAACUUUCGGUUUUAGUUCAAUGCACAAAAAUUGCAAUCUGAAAUUGGAAAGCAGAACUACGAGCAUUGUGAAAUUAAACUGGUUUAGGUUUUUAGAGCAAAACAUGGUCCCGGUUACAUUUGUAUUGCUACCUAAUUACAUUAGCACCUCUAUUAGUGUUUAAAUAACUUAAAGCAUUUUCAGCAUUAUAGUUAUUGGCUGGACGUUUCUGCGUGAUGUGGUUUACUCCCUUGAUCCAGUGAAUACACAAUGUUUCUCCUUUUUUUUCCUUUACUGCUGUUCUGCCUGUAACUGUAAAGAACUCAGAUCAUAUCAGGAACAUAUGCAUUGUCAUCUCUACAGCAGUGUUGUAUGUAUGUAUGUAUGUAUGUAUGUAUGUAUGUAUGCAUGUUUGUGCCAUGUGAAAGAUGGCAACAGUUUGUUCACUGCCAAAAUGUCUGUACUGCCAUCAUGGACCAUUCAGGGUUGGGACCAAACAUUUGAUACAAAAAAUGGCAAGUUUAACAUCAGAAUUAUAAGCUGACGAUUUAGAUCAUGAAUAACAGCACAGUUAGGGCCGGGCGAUACGGUUGAAAUCAUUAUAAUAAUGUCAAUUCGGUUAAUUAGAAGUACAUGAUAUAUGUCGCAAUAUGAAAGAUGUAUUCAAAAUCACAUAAAAGAUAAACAAAUGGAUGUUCAAAGCAAUAAACUGCCCCAAAGUUAAGUAUUACAUGUAAGAAUAUAAGAUCAAAUCUUCACAAUACGCUCCCGCCAAAAACUGAUUAAUGAUAAUACUGAAUUAUCGCCCAGCUCCAACCCGAGUGAACUGUACAGUUUGAAAACACGUCAAGGGACCUUUUCAUUAAUUCAUGUGUCCAACUGUGUGAUAAGUCUACUGUAUCUGUUUUAUAUGAGCGUGAAUGACAGCAGAAUCGAAAGGUCUUUUUUUCCCCAAUGUGUUUAGUUGUGGGGUGAUUUAAAUUACGAAUUGAUUUUGUGUUAUUGCUGCUACCCUGUGUCCUCUCUGUGCCAACCCUCAGCCCUUGCACAAACGGUUCCCUUUAUUUUUACUAUUGCAUCACAGUGAUGAUUGUGGAUUACAGUCCCUCAGCUCAUCUCUGGACUAUUUAUUUUUCCUCCUUUUGUCUGUUUUGUUUACUUGGCUUUGCCUUCACAUAACUGCACCAACUGUAACACUCCCUGCUUUGUAAGUGUUACAUGUGGCAAACACAUCAACAUUUCCUCGCCAA